AUGGCGGAGCUGCCAGGGAUCGAACGAGGAGAAAACCGGGAGUGCCUGAAUGGCCGCUUCACCAUUAGCACCCUGUUCAGCCCCGAAGGCAGCGGCACCAACCCCUACAGCCCAACGGGGGCUACUCCCUAUGACAUCACCCAAACCAGCCACUGUACCCAUAACAGCACCUUCUACAUGCAGACCUUUGGAUAUAACACCGUCGAUGUUGUGCCCAACUAUGAAAACUAUGCCAACACCAAGAUCUCUAGCGAAAUGAAGAAGCCGAGACCAACACUUGCAGAUCUGCACUCCUUUCUUAAGCCAGAAAAUAGCCACCGGCAUCCCCCGAGAUACGAAGCCCACAGAAGAAGCAGCUGCUCAGAAGAAGCGGCAGACGAGGAGGAUACUAAGGAGAAAGAGAAGGAUCCAGGAGAGCCUGUCCGAUUUGGAUGGGUCAAGGGGGUGAUGAUUCGUUGCAUGCUUAACAUCUGGGGUGUGAUCCUGUAUCUCCGGCUACCUUGGAUAACUGCACAAGCAGGCAUAGCGCUGACUUGGGUGAUCAUUCUAAUGUCUGUCACCGUGACCACCAUCACCGGAUUAUCCAUUUCUGCCAUCUCCACCAACGGCAAAGUCAAAUCAGGUGGGACGUAUUUCCUCAUUUCAAGAAGCCUUGGGCCAGAGUUGGGAGGCUCCAUCGGCCUCAUCUUCGCUUUUGCCAAUGCCGUGGCUGUGGCCAUGCAUACGGUGGGCUUUGCAGAAACAGUGCGAGACCUCCUGCAGGAAUAUAACUCAAGCAUGGUGGAUCCAACCAAUGACAUCCGCAUCAUCGGAGUUGUCACAGUGACGGUGCUGCUUGGAGUAUCCUUGGCUGGGAUGGAGUGGGAAGCCAAGGCCCAAGUUCUGUUUUUUGUGGUGAUCAUGAUUUCCUUCAUUAACUACGUGGUGGGGACGGUUAUGCCAGCCACCGAGGAGAAGCAGGCCAAAGGAUUUUUCAGCUACCAAGCCAACAUUUUUGCUCAGAACUUUGUUCCCAGCUGGCGGGGCCCCGAUGGCAGCUUCUUCGGUUUGUUUUCCAUCUUCUUCCCAUCAGCCACUGGCAUCUUGGCAGGAGCCAACAUUUCAGGUGAUUUGAAGGAUCCUGCUGUGGCAAUUCCUAAAGGAACCCUCAUGGCUAUUUUUUGGACAACCGUAUCAUACCUGGUUCUGUCAGCUACAAUUGGUUCCUGUGUUGUCCGUGAUGCCUCUGGAAGCCUUAAUGAUACCGUCCUCGCUGGUUCCAUGGGCUGUGAAGGCAUUGCUUGUGGUUAUGGCUGGAACUUCACAGAGUGUGCUCAGAGCCAUAGCUGUCAAUAUGGGCUGAUCAAUUAUUAUCAGACCAUGAGCAUGGUUUCUGGCUUUGCCCCUCUCAUCACAGCUGGGAUUUUUGGGGCCACCCUCUCUUCGGCAUUGGCUUGCCUCGUCUCAGCCCCCAAAGUCUUCCAGUGUCUUUGUAAGGAUGAACUAUACCCGGCCAUUGGCUUUUUUGGAAAGGGCUAUGGAACAAAUAAUGAACCAAUCAGGGGUUACAUGCUGACAUACCUCAUCGCGGUUGGCUUCAUCCUGAUAGCGGAACUGAAUGCCAUCGCUCCCAUCAUCUCCAACUUCUUCCUCUGCUCCUACGCGCUCAUCAAUUUCAGCUGCUUCCAUGCCUCUAUCACCAACUCACCAGGUUGGAGACCCUCCUUUAGGUAUUAUAGCAAGUGGGCAGCUCUGUUUGGGGCCAUCAUUUCUGUCAUUAUCAUGUUCCUGCUAACCUGGUGGGCUGCCCUCAUCGCUAUUGGGGUUGUGGUGUUCUUGCUUGGAUACGUUCUUUACAAGAAGCCUGGCGUUAACUGGGGCUCAUCUGUUCAAGCCGGUUCCUAUAACAUGGCGCUGAAUUAUUCCGUGAGUCUCAACGAGGUAGAUGACCAUAUUAAAAAUUACAGGCCUCAAUGCCUUGUCCUAACUGGUCCUCCCAACUUCCGCCCAGCCCUGGUUGAUUUUGUGGGCACUUUUACGAAAAAUUUGAGUCUGAUGAUCUGUGGAAAUGUGUUGAUCGGGCCCUGCAGACAAGCAAAUGCUGAAGUGGGACUUGCUUCCAAAGGCCACAUCAAAUGGCUGACCAAACGAAAGAUCAAAGCUUUCUACACAGGCAUCUUAGCAGAGGACUUGAGAACUGGAGCACAAAUCCUUAUGCAGGCCUCAGGUCUUGGGAAAAUGAAACCUAAUAUUCUUGUGCUUGGAUAUAAGAAUAACUGGCAGGCAGCACAUCCUCAGACAGUAGAAGAAUAUAUUGGGAUUCUGCAUGAUGCUUUUGACUUCAAAUAUGGAGUAUGCGUGAUGCGCGUGAAGGAGGGACUCAAUAUUUCUCGGAUCAUGCAAGCUCACAUUAAUCCAGCUUUUGAUCCAGCAGAAGUUCCUCAGAAAAGCAGUCAAGUACCUGCUGUAACAGGCACAUGUCUGACUCUUCUCAUCCCUUACCUCCUUGGCCGCAAAAAGAGAUGGGGGAAAUGCAAGAUCCGAGUGUUUGUCGGUGGGCAGAUCAACCGAAUGGACGAAGAGCGGAAGGCGAUUGUCUCUUUAUUAAGCAAGUUUCGGCUUGGAUUUCAUGAGGUUCACGUCCUUCCAGAUAUUAACCAGAAACCCCGACCUGAACAUGUGAAGAGAUUUGAUGACUUAAUUGCUCCGUUCAGACUGAACGAUGGCUUCAAAGAUGAUGCGGUGGUGAAUGAGAUGCGUCAUGGUUGCCCAUGGAAAAUUUCCGAUGAAGAGGUUGCAAAAAACAAAGCUAAGUCACUUCGACAGGUGAGAAUGAAUGAAAUUUUGCUGGAUUAUUCUCGGGAUGCUGCUCUUAUUUUCAUAACUAUGCCAGUUGGCCGAAAGGGAUGCCCCAGUAGCCUGUACAUGGCUUGGCUGGAGACCCUCUCGCAAGAUCUCAGGUCUCCUGUGAUCCUGAUCAGAGGCAACCAGGAAAACGUCUUGACUUUUUACUGUCAGUAG
Messenger RNA from Notechis scutatus (mainland tiger snake), 3000 nucleotides. The record is from RefSeq and is a predicted model, not a curated record. Lineage: Eukaryota; Metazoa; Chordata; Lepidosauria; Squamata; Elapidae.